AUGAAGUCUCCGCUCACGUCAUUACCUGGGGACGUUCUUCUGGAGAUUGCGAAGUUCCUACCAUGUCUAGCAGACGUGCUUCACGUGUGUCUGACGUCCUCCGUUAUAUACAAUCAAGUUAUGCAAGUCCUCUAUGAGUCGGUAGACUUGUGCUCCGCAGAUCAGUGCUCCCGAACCUUGAGCAUGCUGCAGCGCAGACCAGAGGUGGCCCGUCACUUGCGAAAGCUGGUCGUACGUCCAGACGAAGAUCCUAGGCGGAGGAGGAGGAGGUACUCGCCGGUCGAUGGAUACCUUGUCUCAGCUUCUGUCAGGCAAGCCGCGCCUCGACUGGAUGCCUUGCAUACGUUCAUCUGGGAUGGCGAGGACCUUCCGCCGUACGACGAUAUGUGGUUCGCUCUCCGGAUAUCAUGUCCACAGUUGCGAACGAUCGGGACUAGCAUGGGUCCAGUAACACCUAACCCCCGGAGCCAUUUGUUCGACUUCAGUAACUUGGCUGGCUUCUCCCUUACGCUGCGUUCCGGGUUUUACAGCCAGUUCGACCUGCUAUGUAUUAACAUUUAUGAAGAUGAUCUGCCCCCCUUCCAACCACUAUGGGACAUGCUAAUCAAACGAUGCCCAAACCUUGAAGUGCUCACUGUUGAUGGCGUUUCUGCACGCCCUGCAGAUGCUCGUAUCCUAUACAGCGCACGCUGGCCGAAAUUGCGCACACUAGUCGUAGGACCGAUUCUGAUUCAGCACGAAGCGCACAACUUCAACAUCACGCAAGAGAAACCACCUUUUGCUAGGUUCCUCGAAGAACACAAGGACCUGCGGUCGCUGCAUCUCACGAGCCACCACGCAGGUUUGAGCGCAGCCGACCUCCACGCGCUGGAUAUGGAAGCCUUGCCGCACUUAACGGAGUUCUGCGGUAGCUUGUCCCAGUUGCAGGCUUUGCCGCACUCCGUUGCGCGCUCCAUCAAAUCAGCACGGUUCCCAGAGCCGAUGUUAUUACGAGAAGUCACGCCUCCAUUGACGGUUUCCAUGGUCCUGCAUAAUAUGUCGUCAUUGACGAACCUGAGUAUCAACUUUGUCCUGCAAUCAGGAUACUACGACAAUAUCGGCGUGCUCAAGUCCAUCGUCUCAAGCUGUCCGCUGCUGAUCAACCUAGAGAUCACGUGUAGUUCUCAGCCGGCAUUCUAUCUUGAUGCAUUCUCGAGAGCCAUACGUUCCCUGUCCAAGCUCCGCACCCUAUCACUCACGAUGGUCAAAGUCCCUGGCGACGAGCCCAUGACUAAGGGUGCUGCGCGUAUCGCCCUUUCGAACCCCCGGCUCAAGAAAUUCACCGUCUCCUACAUCUCCCGAUAUGCGUCUUUCCCCCGCCACUUCCACCACAUCUAUAGCCAGCCCAUGCACUCCGAUGCCUACGAGACCGGCACGUACGAGGUCAUAUGUGACCAGCACGGGUUGCCGAUCAAGCUCUCCGUGUAUGAGAGACAUUCGCAGACGCUGGUGUGGUGGCACUGGGUGAGCCGGCGUCGAUAUGUCUACGACUUGAGGCCGCCGGGACAUCCGGAUGCGGAGAGGAAGGGGCUGGUGCAGCUGUUGAUGGAGAAGGGGAACGCGGGGGAGGAGACGAGGCUCCUGUUUUUCUGCUGCAUGUUGGUGGCGCUGGCCCUUUUGGCUACGAUACGAGCGUGA
This is a messenger RNA of Gloeophyllum trabeum ATCC 11539, 1677 nucleotides long. RefSeq lists its product as uncharacterized. Lineage: Eukaryota; Fungi; Basidiomycota; Agaricomycetes; Gloeophyllales; Gloeophyllaceae. The coding region runs from base 1 to 1677 and encodes 558 amino acids. The transcript has 6 exons. The record is from RefSeq and is a predicted model, not a curated record.